Aureobasidium musti is the source of this 3729-nucleotide messenger RNA. The record is from the annotation of a GenBank genome assembly. NCBI's taxonomy places the organism in Eukaryota, Fungi, Ascomycota, Dothideomycetes, Dothideales, Saccotheciaceae.
AUGGACUUCGAUUCUGGUUCUGAGGUUGAGGCGGUCCAGGCCCAGGCCGCGGCUGCUUCUUUGCCUUUGGCAGCAUCCCUCGUCGACGAAGACGACGAGAUGCUCUUGGUCUUGACACUGAGCUCACAUCCAUACCGUUCUGUCACCGACCCGGGUUUAAACCCUUCAAAGACAGCAAUCUAUCGUGCACGUCGAAUGCGCACCAACCCUGGAAUCCAAGGCAGUUCUGUACGAGCUUCGGCAGCCACCAUCGCUGCAGAGACAUUCAAGACCAUCAAGCGCAACAUGGAACAGCAUGGCCUGAGAACCUCCCAUCUUUGGCCUCAAAACUUCCAAUGGUUACUACCCAAGUCUGGAGCCACACAAGAACAACUCAGAAUCUUUUGCGCUCUCCGCGAUCAUCCACUAAUCGUGCCAAAUGGCGAUCUGGAACGUAUCCUCGAACUUGAGCAUUCUACAGUAAACUCGCCUCCAACUCCUCCCGGUCAGCAUUUCUAUUCCCGCUCUUGGGGGUUGACCCACUAUCAGCUCCAAAAAGUCAUCGAGUUCAUGGCCCAACAAGAUGUUCUACUCUCGGAAGCUGUUCACUGGAAAAUCACUCUCACUAUCCACAACAGUUCGACCCAGCCCUGCACAUUCACCAUUCGAUACAUCGCCACAGUUUCUGGACCCGAAAGACCUAUCGAUCGUCACAUUGGAGACUUGGCUGCAGACAAACGACCAUCGGGUGUACUUCUUGAGUUCGUAGCAGCAGUCGAACAACUCUUCCCAGAAGUGGCUGCAGCUGCUCAAGUUCAUUUGAUCAAGCAAGCAUCAAUCGACGAAGAUGGCGCCUCUUACUUGGCAGAGGACGUUGAACGUGUUCUGAUCGAAUUUUUCGAUCAUCGAUCUCUUCUCAAUCGCGCUCGUGGAGGUUACUAUGUGAGCUUUGUACCUUUCGCUGAGGAUGUUACUCUUUUCGAAAAUCUCCAUACUCGCUACUACAGCAGAUUCAUGGCUGGCGCUUGCGAUGUUGGCACUGAUCCACAGAUGGCCGUCGCGCUCAUCGACCAUUUCGAGGAAAUUCAGACUUAUGCAAACUCCAACCCAUCUCUUACUGGUACGAUCCAACACCGCUUUACAGAUGGAGUUCGUGAUACAGCUAGGACGAGUGGCGAGCCAAUGUUGUACCAUGGUACAGCCAUUCUCGUUAUGCUGGGCAAAGACAUUACCUACGAGCAAUAUCUUGGAGAAACAACAUACUUCGGAUGCAAUUCUCGCUCAAGCUACUUGGUGCAUGAUUUCCUCUCUAGACUUGCAAGCACAGAAGAGACCAAUUCGGGUGCAUCGUGGGAUCUUCGGGCAUUUCGUCCCCGUCAUGUCGCUUUGACAAAUCUCUGGCCUUGGCUAUGGCACCCACGCGACUCUCUAGCUGAUGCACUUCGAUUUGCUCGGCAGUAUCUGAGCAUCGUGCGCCCUUUGAUCGUCGCUACUUGCAGUCGACCGAUCACAUCUGCUGUCCGUGCCAAUCUUCAGAACGAGAGUGAAAAUGAUGAGGAUAGCGCUUUCCUAGCAAUUCCUCACAUCGAUCCGGGCUUCGAAAAGUACUGCGGUGCAGGUUUGAGUCAAAUCGUCCUCAGAUUCAUGGAUCUUACUUGGCAAAUCACUCUUCACCUUGCGGACGAGGCUCGAAAACUUCUGGAUGAAGAUCAUGCCAAAGGUGUGACCAGAACCAGGAAAGCCCAGUGCAUCGAAAUUCUCCGAAAAAUUCAAAACCUGCGCGUAUCAGAUCCCGACAUGCGUGCUUUCAUGGCGAAUUUUCGCGAUACUGGAAAUGCUUUACGCGAUGCAUGGGCCAGAAUGCAUCGUCGCCCUGAAUUCGAGGAUUACAGACCACUGCUAGACGAAGACGGUCGAGCAAGAAUUGCGGCAAUCGGUCGUGCAGAAGGACUCCCGCAGUCUUAUGUACGCGCUCAACAGCUUGAAAAGCUCUGGACCCGAAACGUGCACGAUCUACAUCUUGUUAUACCACACCAGCCUGAGCGAAAGGAGGAAUGGAUGGAAGAGUUUUUAGGCUUGCAGCAGGGCCAACUUCUAUUUCUUCAAGUUAUCACUGGUCUGCCUCAAGAUCGCUAUCUCCAGGAAAUGCUUCAACUCCAGGCCACAAGCACGAAAGACUUGCAGGGUCUCAAUAUUGAUUUCAAUGCUGAGGGGUUCUUUUCCGUCCGAUGGCUCAAGGACGAUGGCUCCGCCAUUACCUUCCGUUUCAAAUGCAACACUGGAGUGAUUCCCCUUCGACCCCAAGAAGUCAGGGCGCUCUCAUUCUCGGGGUCUGGUAUCGAUGUCGUCAACGCCGCUGGCAGUGCCAUUCUCGGCGUCGCCAACUCUGCAGGCGCUACAAUCUCUUGCAGUCGUUUCGAUCGUCACGCUCAGACUGAAGACCUCUGGGAUAUGUGGGUCGCUGUUCGAAGAGCUAAUGGUCACACUGCUUUAAGACCUGAGCAACCUGCUGUCGUCCAAUGGCAAGGUGAGAAAGGCGUGGGAGCAGUCAACGUAGAUUCCAAGGAAGAGAAGCCGAAACAAAAUCGUCCACCUAAGAUCCUGGACGCGCUCUACUUGUUGGACAAAUUCCUGAUGGAACGCUUUCCACUUGGUGGCCACUUCCGCACGGCCUCAAGGGAGCGCAAGCCAGACUCUACAGAGGAUCUACAAGCCUUUGUCACUUUUCUCAAGCGUCCGGAAUAUUUUGGCCAUCCUUAUGCAUCCUUCUGGAUUUCCUGUUUCGACAAUGAUUACAUAUGGGACAAGAAGAUCCUUGGAAGAAAUCUGGCUGUACUUCGACGUGUUCGAACCGUAUUCACUCACACACGCCAUGGUGCGGGUAAAGUUGCUGAGACAUCUUACAUCCUUGGUCCACCAGGAACGUCCGGCGUCGAAGAAGAAGAAGAACCAACUAGCGACGACGACAACGCCGGUCGUGAUGGCCGUCCAUGGGGAACCAGAAAAGGUGUCAAGUUUGUUGACCACGGCAAGAAGUCAGAAAUGCCUCGACAGAACCGUCCACCAAAGCGCUUGGAUGCAAACUGGCUCCUGGUUGAGUUCUUGAACGAGACUUUCCCUAACGGAGGCGUCUUCAGAACAGCAUCCAAGUCCAAAUUUCCCGACUCUCCCGACCACGUCCAAGCCUUCUUAGAUUUCAUCAGACGUGACGAGAACAAUGGACACCCCUACGCUGCAGCUUUCAUAAAUGAGCUGGAGCCAUCAUCCAUCCCUGGCAAAGCAUCUACACCACCUCGAAUCAAUGUUUUGUUCAACAACAUUCGCGUCUAUCGCAGCUGCACGAAGAAAAGGAACAGAAAAGUCGACAGGCAGACAAAGAAAGAGAUCUCAGAACAAGUAUACACUAUCGGAGCUCCGGGAACUGCCUUGCCUUAUGAUGAAGCGGCUGUCAAUGACGAGAUACAAGAACAACAGGACCGCGCUUCAAAGCGAGCUGCUAGUGCGAAGGCGAAGAAAAAGGUGGCCGAUGAUGAGGAUGAUUCUGGUGACGAUCAGCCGGCCAAUCCCGCAAAGGCUGCUCUCAAGGGUGGUACCAAAGCUACACCCAAGGACACGAAGGGAUCUAAGGGCAAGAAACGUGCUGCACAGUCGGAUGAUGAGGAUGAGGAUGCACCACCGAAGGGUAGAGAUUGUUCGAAGAGAAGUCGCGCUUAUCUAACUGCCCCCAACGAUACCAGAUCUCGUAAGUAG